GUUUCAGCUUUCAAUAAUAAGGACAUGAGGCCAGUUGGCCUGUUUUAAUCCUUGCAGGAGAUGUUUACGAAGAUGCAGUUUCUCAUUGAACGAUUUGACCAAAAGUGCUGCCACUGCUUGCUGACUUAAUUAUGACAGCAAGAACUGGAGUUCCUCAAGGAGUUCUAGAUCCAGAUUCGGAUUCGAAUUUGUUUUUUGAGGAUAGAAGAUUAUCUCUGUGUUUGUCCAAUCCCCUUUUGAACAAGUCAAUUGAUGAUGCGGACACCUCUUCUUCUGAGAAUGUUGAAACUAAAGGAAAUAUUAUAAUAGAUGCAUGGCCAGCACAUGCCAAUAGCAGACGAAGAUCUACUAAUCGAAUACAUGUUUCAUCAGAUGGACAUAUUGCUAGACAAACACCAGAACAAUCAAAGAUACCACCAGUGAAAAAACCAAGAUUCUUAGAAAUGCUAGAAUCACGUAUCAAUAGAGAGAAAACGAAAUUUCACGUUACAGACGGUGAACCGAAUCCUUUACGAUUACAGAUAUAUCGUGAAAUAUUUACAAUCUUUAUACAAGCAUGCGCGUAUUAUGGACCAUUAUUGGCAGAAAUUAAAGCUGAAUAUGAGUUGUAUUUAGUACACAUACAGAAUAAAUUGAAAAAACUAUUACCAGUUAGGGAAUUGAUAUGGACAGUUUCACAAGAAUGUGAAGAUCGUGUCAGUGCAAUACGAAGAUGUGAAAAUAAAGAUAUAAAAGCAUUGAAAAUGGAAAAAAAUGAGCUUCAAUCCCAAAUUACAUGCUUACAACAAAAUACUACUUCACUAAAAUGUGAGAUUGAUCACUUAACUAGUGAAUUAGAGAAGAAAGAAAAUGAAUGGAGAAUGGAAUUCGAUGGAAGAAAAUUACUAAUUACUGAAGUGAAUGAACUAACUUCAAGAUUAAAAGAAAUGGAAAUGCUUGCUAGAGCUGAAGUAGUUGAUGAUAAAGAAGAUCCAAUAAAAUUGAGAAUAGCACUCGAUCAAGCGUAUAAAACUAUCAGUGGUUUACAAGCACGUCUAAUAGAAUAUGAAACUCAAUAUGAAUCACAAGUACCACUAACAAAAUAUGACGAUGUAAAGAAUAAUUUACUUGAAAAAGUUGAAGAAACAACUAAACUAAGAGAGGAACUAGAAAGUAUACAAAAUCGUUAUGACUUAUUACAAGAACAUUGUAUUUCACUGAAUACAUAUCGUGAUCUUUAUUACAUACAAGUUACACAUGCUACACGUGUUGUUGGAUCAAAAAGUGAUCCAAGUCGGAAAAUUGAUUAUCUUAAUUCCUUAUUUAAUAAAUGGCGUCGAUUGUUAAACGAUAAACUAUGGCCUGACUUUCAACGUCUUGUUAAUGAUGAAAUGGUACGCAUAGAGAAGAGACAGACACCAGUUGCGUUACGUUCAAGAAUGCCAAAAACACGUUCAGUAGGUGCAGCUGCAACAACGACCACUGAUGCAUCUGGUUCACCACAACUACGAGACUUGUUGCACAACAAGGAUAUAAGCUGAAGUUAUAGGCCAAAAAAGCACGAAAGAAGGAGAGAAAGAGAGAGGAAACAAGGACAACAAGAAACUAGAUAGUGGUUGGGCUUUUUUUUCUGAUUGUGAGCAAACUAACUAACAUAAAAAUGCAGCCACUCUCCACUUGUUUUUUCUUCUACUUAACCCCUGUAGAGAAACAGACAGAAUGCAGAAACAAACAAAACAUUUUAGAGUUCAGUCAAUGUAUGAAUACAAGAUGAAGCAAAAAAUGUAUUCAGUUUUUAUUUUCAUUUUAAAAUUACAUCAUGACUCAUUUCUGAA
Heterobilharzia americana is the source of this 1814-nucleotide messenger RNA. Lineage: Eukaryota; Metazoa; Platyhelminthes; Trematoda; Strigeidida; Schistosomatidae. The record is from the annotation of a GenBank genome assembly.